Molecule: messenger RNA, 1637 nt
Organism: Alosa sapidissima (American shad)
Lineage: Eukaryota; Metazoa; Chordata; Actinopteri; Clupeiformes; Clupeidae
Gene: pacc1
Product: proton activated chloride channel 1
Exons: 8
Coding region: 229-1323 (364 amino acids)
Source: RefSeq, a predicted model, not a curated record
GUUGCAUCCAGUUCCUCAUGUGAUGUCACAUUUCAUUCCACAGGAACCAGGAUCCUCAUGAACUGGCUGGAUCGGCUUGUACUUACCUGACUUGCAUGAAAGUUAUAACUUUUGGAAACUGGCACCACAGUACAGUACCAUUGUCAAUACAAAAUGAGUACUUUAUCAUGUAGUGUUUUAUAGUUGUCAGCCUAACACGGAGACUCCAGAAGGAUUAAGUCUAGUACAAUGCUCAGAAGAGAGGCAUCUCGGUCUUACCAAGAGUUCAGUGAUGAUAAUGGUGAAGAGCCCUCAGAAGCUUAUCAGAGUUAUGCAGAAGACAAUGAGGCAUCUAAGGCCAACGGAUCUGCUCUGCCUGGUGAUGAUCCCACAGAGAUCAACCCCUUGUUGGGAUUUAACAAGACUUGUCUGAAAAGUUUCUUUUCAGUUAUUCUCAUCCUUAUAUACCUCUCUUUGACAGCGGGGGCAGGGUUUUUAGCCUAUCAAACUAUUUCUGAUUUCCUGGAGAAACUCAACCACCCUGUUAUGUCAGUCAGAUACAAAGAAGUAGAUGCAUUUGAACCCCCAGGUAUUGCUCUCUAUCCUGGAACGGCCAAAUUAGUGAGCUGCGAGCAUCGCUACCAUGACCACAUUCCCCCACGGCUAACUGUUGGGGAAUUUGAAGAGGGCGACUGUGCAAUGGAAGAGGUCAACUACACAGAUCCUUACUCCAAUGACACAAAGAAACAAGCCUUGGUGGUCCAAGGUCCAACUGAUGUCCUGAACCGGGAACUGAUAUUUCUGCAGUUCAGUCAGAAUGGAACUGAGGAGGAUUUUAGUGCCAUCAGUUACAUGCUGUUUGCCAAAUACAGUGAUAUGUCCAGAAGCAUUGACAAGGAAGAGUUUAUGAGAGAAUGUGAAAGAAACUACUCCAUGUGGACCUUCUCUGGAGGAUUUAGGACCUGGGUUAAAAUGUCUUUAGUCAAGACAUCAGGCAGGAGAAAUGAAUCUGUGGAAUUUCGCCAAGAGUCCAGCGUUGUGAAGUACAAUGACAGACGACCAGUUUCAGAACAAACAAAUGAACUUUUCUUUGUCGUGUUCCAGUGGCGGGAUCCAUUUAUACAAGAAGUGAAAGAUUCACAGCAAACCCUUGGAAUUCGUUUGCCAUUCUUUGUGGAGUCUUCAUGGCUCUUUUUAAAGCUGCUAACUUUGCAAAACUCACAAUCCGUUGGAUUAGGAAAAUUCACAGAAGACACCAAAAGAGCAAGAGGAAUAGGGAGCUCAACCAAAUUAGCUGAUAUCUAUUCGUAUCUGAUUGUAUUACCACAUUGUGUACACACUUAGGACUCAAGUCAUCGAUCAGUCAUGAUUAUGCCUAUUUAGUGUGAAUAUUAAUGAAUGAGCCUUGAACCUUGAGCCUUGGAUCUUGCAUUUCAAACCCAGUUUGGCAUUUCCACAGAUGAUGUUAUGCAUUUUUGGAAAAUUUCAUAUUUAUUUCACUAAAUUACCUCACUGCCAAAGACAUGAUAGUUAAUACUUUAGUCCUGCUGACACAAAAAGUAAAAAGAAAUAUCAUUGUUCUUGCAUAGAAGUAUUCAUUAAAAGGGACUACUGUCUGUUUUUGCAAAAAAUAAAUAAUUCCUAAUCUUUGCCUGUUA